Messenger RNA from Dermacentor silvarum, 650 nucleotides. RefSeq names its product heme-binding protein 2. The coding region runs from base 1 to 600 and encodes 199 amino acids. NCBI's taxonomy places the organism in Eukaryota, Metazoa, Arthropoda, Arachnida, Ixodida, Ixodidae. The transcript is spliced from 5 exons. The record is from RefSeq and is a predicted model, not a curated record.
AUGAGGCGCAUUGAGGUCUCCUCCGACCAGCACUGGGCACCCAGAGUUGCAUCCGCGUACUCCUGCACUUGGCGAGGUGUCGAGUGUAUAGACUAUGAAGUGAUCUCGAACGAAGCUGAAUACGAAGAACGCCAGUACCCGGAAACCAUGUGGAUCAGCGUGACCACACAAGCGAUGACACUUUUUGAAGCGAAGAGGAAGAGCUUUCGCAAACUCAUUUAUUACAUCCAGGGCUUCAAUGACCAGAACGUGACGGUGGACCUGACCACACCGCACCGGACCUUGGUGAGCCGUGGAGCGAGCGGACGGCGCUUGGCCAACUACACCAUGGCGUUCCCGCUGCCGGCCAACCUCUAUAUGAACCCGCCACAGGCCAAUGACAAGGACAUCUGCAUCACUGUCGAGCCGCCGCGCCGAUACGCCGUGAAGGUGUUCGGCGGGCAGCCCAACGAGCAACAGUGGUUGAGGAAGGCGGAAGAGUUCAUCCAGGCGAUGCGGAAGGAUCGCCGUGUAAACUUGGACCAAUUCUACGUGGCCCGGUACGACCUCAUAUUCUGGGUGCUGGAGCGUCGCAACGAGAUAUGGCUAAGCAUGAAAUGAGAAGCACUGGUUGCCGUCGCCGCCACUACGAUCUCCGCACCGCGACGCAG